GAAUUUAACGUGACCAAGGAGCAGCACGCAGUGCAACCAUGUUCCUCCGUGGUUGUUGAAUCAGGGGGCUUGCCACAUCAAAGCCGAAGCUAUCCGAGCGGGAGCAGCGGAUCCGGAGGAAGUAUGGGCCGAUUGUUCACAAGAAAUUCGUCUGUCAGCUCUCAAAGCUCGUUGGAAGGGGCGUCUGGACCGUCUAGUCAUCGCGGUUCCUCCGCGCAGAUUCGACCCUUCGGACCGGAUGCACGGUAUCAUCAUCAUCGGGAUCCUCUCCACGCUGCUUCCUCUUAUCCGCCGAGUUCAAGAUCACCAUCACCUGGCCGUGCAGCAUCGCUAGAUGCACGCUGUGGGAGCCCAGCCAGUUGUUCCGGAAGCCUUCUGAGCAGCAAUACAUCACCCUCUCAGAGCUCUCUGUCGUCUCUGGCAACAGGUGUGAGCUCUUCCUGCGGUGGUUGCUCGAUAAGCGUUGCCCACGGUGCUUCCAGAUCAGCUGGCCGAAGUCUUUCACCCCUACUUAUUCCGCCGUCGCGCAUUUCCGGAAGCGACGGUGGACCACCUCCUCCAGCAUCGCCAUUGGGUUCCAUACAGCCUGACCUCUAUCAACGAAGAGACGGUCCCAUAUACCUCAAGGCUCGCGGAAAUGGAAAGAGUUUAGGUCGGAUGCAUUUGCGAUUCAAAUACGACUUCGAUCGAUCGGAUUUGCAUGUGCACCUGAUCGAGGCACGCGAUCUCGCUGGAAGUGAUCAAGGCGGAUUCCACGAUCCUUACGUGAAGCUGACGCUCAGCCCUGAAGUGGAUUCGAGGAAACGUCAGACUCCGAUACAUCAUAACGAAUCGGAUCCAUUCUUCGAUCAACAAUUCAAAUUCCCUGUCAGCAACGACGAACUUCAGGACAAGACCUUAGUUUUACAGGUGCUCGAUUACGAUCGUUUCUCUACGAACGACGUAGUAGGUUCUGUGAAAGUACCGCUACACAUUUUGCGAUUAGACUCCUCUACGUCGACCGAGGAAGUUUGGGGAGAGAUUGAACGGGAGCGAAAGCCACCGGAACAAAUUCAAGAAGUUCUACUGUCGCUGUCUUAUCUACCUAGUGCUGAACGAUUAACGGUCUUGAUUCUAAAGGCGAGGAACCUCUUCCCACCGCAGGAGAAAGAAACCUUAGAUUCGUUCGUGAAAGUAAAUCUCCUUUGUGGAGAGAAGAGGGUGAAGAAGAAGAAAACUGCUGUGAGAAAAGCGACGACCAGUCCCGUUUGGAACGAGGCGAUGUCCUUUAAUGUUCCUGCCAGCUCGCUGCCAUCAUCAGCCAUCGAGGUAUGCGUGAUGGAUUCAAGCAACGAGUUCAUCGGCGGAAGCGUGAUCGUCGGUUCCUGCAUCGUCGGUCCUGCAACCGGAACCACAUCCGGCAUGGAAGGAAGCGGGAAUCAAGGAAGGGAUCACUGGCUUCACAUGACUCAAUCACCGAGGGAGACCAUCGCAAUGUGGCACACGUUGCAUUAA
Messenger RNA from Habropoda laboriosa, 1494 nucleotides. It is a transcript of the gene Sytbeta, whose product is annotated as synaptotagmin-1. Gene Ontology annotation, biological process: calcium-ion regulated exocytosis; cellular response to calcium ion; regulation of calcium ion-dependent exocytosis. Gene Ontology annotation, cellular component: membrane. The annotation marks the transcript as partial. The record is from RefSeq and is a predicted model, not a curated record. NCBI's taxonomy places the organism in Eukaryota, Metazoa, Arthropoda, Insecta, Hymenoptera, Apidae. Gene Ontology annotation, molecular function: calcium-dependent phospholipid binding; calcium ion binding; syntaxin binding. The transcript is spliced from 8 exons.